Messenger RNA from Bipolaris victoriae FI3, 1776 nucleotides. RefSeq lists its product as hypothetical. The transcript is spliced from 2 exons. NCBI's taxonomy places the organism in Eukaryota, Fungi, Ascomycota, Dothideomycetes, Pleosporales, Pleosporaceae. Bases 1 to 1776 code for a protein of 591 amino acids. The record is from RefSeq and is a predicted model, not a curated record.
AUGACAAACAGCGCUCUCCAUCUACUGGGAGGACCUAACUCGCAGCCUUACGGUCCAGUACCCGUGACGGAGGAUCUCUCAACCCCCGAAACAGAGAAAGCUCCUGCCUAUACAACCACAACACCUAUUGUUCUUGGCCUGAAAAAGAGUUCCUCGCAAUCAUGGUCGGCUGCGCAGAUUGCCCUGACGCUGGCGAUUCCACUUGUCGCACUCAUCACAUGGCUGGCAUGCGUCCGAGCCAAUCCGCGUAUCUUCGACACGUUCGCGGGUGAGGAGAUUGGAGGCCGACUCAGCCAAGCACAGGCAAAAGCGAUUGAUGUAAUCACAGGUGCGAUACUAGCGCCCAUGUUCAUGGCAGCUGUAAACUAUGUGUGGUUUGCAAGCGCUCGCGUUUCCGUUGUGAACGAACAACAAUCGAAACCAGUUCCACUUCGCACGCUGGUAGCUGCCAGCGGUACGUCGGGCGGGAAUUACGACCUUUUCCAUCUUCGCAACCUGCUUCUCGGCAAGACCUGGUCACUCGUAACCUUUGCUCUCCUGACCAUUCUGUCCGCCGUGUCCAGAACAGCGUUGAGUAAUGUUAUUGCGUACGAGGCAUUUUCUGAACUCAGUUCUUCAAAGACUUUGGCUGCUUUACGACUGCAGACCGACGCUGUCGUCAACGCCGACCUCGGAAUGGACAAUAAUCUCAAAUUGCGUUUGUACGACUUCAACAUGUCUCAGAACGCCCAAGUUGCAAAGGACAUGAUGAGCCUUCUGACCGACCUAUCCUACCAAGAUGCCGGCUCGAAGCUAACCAAUGGUACCUACGUGGGCGUCAACGCAACAACUCAAUCGCUAAGAUCUCUGCCGCCGUCCAUUUCCAAGCUAGAGAACAUACCAGCCUACCGAAUCUCGGUUGACUGCACCCCCGACUUGCCAUUGUCAGUAUCCGUCAUGCAGCCCCUAGGCCCGCUCAACACACAGAUCGGGCUCAUGCUCAAUACGACCACCAAGUCAAACAACACUAUAUUCCAAGCCAACUACCCAGGCGUACCAGACAACAUCCGGACCGGCGACGGCGACAGCUACACAUACGCUGCAUUUUCUCUGGGCUACCGUGAGGCGUACCUUGGUCACUUGGAACGGUUCGACUUGUCCAACAGUACGACUCAGUCUCAAUACGGCGACUUGGGCUACCGCGCCUUCAACAUGAGCCAAUGGGGAUUCAACGGAACGCAAGAUAUCAUGUCCAUCAGCGGGUUGCGAUGCGUCCUGUACCGCGAACAAGGACUCGCCAACUCGACUCGGGUCCCAAGCAACGAUUCAAGCAUCAGCGGCUGGACAAUUGACACCACCUCCUUUCCCGCCUCACAGGAAAAGGCCAUCGUUCCUUCUCUCCUCGCCAAGUUCCAAUGGAGCAACUUCAACUUUCAUGCCCCCGGAUCCGUGAUUCCUGGUCUUGGGCCGGCGCUCAACAAAAUGUAUGCUGAAGAAGUGGACGAGUGGGGGACCAAAGCCAACGACACUUUUACCAACUUUGCCCUUAACUUUCUCUACGCUUCGGGCGAAACGCAGCGUAUUAUAUACGAGGUAGCAGCGUCCAGUAACAAUGCUUCACGCAAUCGUCCCGAAUACACAAUCAAUGUCCCCGCAUUAGAAAUGCAGCAACAGUACCGUAUCACUGUGUUUGGUCGGAGCGGCUGCUAUUACGGGGAUUAUGGCACUUUAUACGCGGAAGACUCUCUCGGCAAGAGCUCAUCGCCAGGUCGACGUUACCAGGCUUCUGCUGGAUAG